Messenger RNA from Fundulus heteroclitus (mummichog), 1843 nucleotides. Its product is annotated as GTPase IMAP family member 4-like. Lineage: Eukaryota; Metazoa; Chordata; Actinopteri; Cyprinodontiformes; Fundulidae. Gene Ontology annotation, molecular function: GTP binding. The record is from RefSeq and is a predicted model, not a curated record. The transcript has 3 exons. The coding region runs from base 1 to 1671 and encodes 556 amino acids.
AUGAAGAUUGAAGACAUUGUGAACGGAAACAAAGGUGCCUUCCUUACCAUUACCGAGGAUGAUCAAGUCUUGAAAAGUGAACCAGCCCUGCCUUGUAUCAACCUGGUUCUGUGUGGGAGGAGUGGAGCAGGGAAGACCUCAGCAGCCAAGGCCAUCUUAGGUCAGACUGAGCUUCAUUCAGCCUCCAAGCUAUCAGAGAGCGUUAAAAACCAGGGAGAAGUCAGCGGACGUUGGGUCUCUGUGGUGGAGCUGCCUGCCUUGUACGGAAGAUCUCAGCAGGAAGUGAUGGAGGAAUCAUUCAGGUGCGUCUCCCUCUGUGAUCCUGAGGGGGUCCACGCCUUCAUCCUGGUCCUACCUGUGGGUCCCCUCACUGAUGAAGACAAGGGAGAGUUACAGACCAUCCAGGACACAUUCAGCUCUGUGGUCAACAACAACACAAUGGUUCUGAUCACCACAAAGUCAGAUCCUUCCCAUCCAACUGUUGUUAAGUUUCUUAAGGGAGAGGACAUCCAGAAGCUCAUCCAGACAUCAGAGAAGCAUCGAUAUGAACGUCUACGUAUUGUUCUGCUUGGGAAGACUGGUUCUGGAAAGAGCUCAGCAGGAAACACUAUCCUGGGUAGAAACCUGUUUGAAGCCAAAUUAAGACAAAUGUCAGUUACAAAGUUUUGCCAGAAAUCCCUGGGUGAAGUGGACGGUCGUCCUGUCGCUGUGGUGGACACUCCUGGUUUGUUUGAUGACAGUUUUUCUCAGGAACAAGUAAAUAAAGAAUUGUUGAAAUGCAUCAGCCUUCUGGCCCCAGGUCCACAUGUCUUCCUGGUGGUGGUACCAAUUGGAGGAAGACUCACGCCAGAAGAGAAGGAGACAUUAAAACUCAUUAAAGAAGGUUUUGGGAAGAAUUCAGAAAAGUUUACCAUCAUCCUCUUAACCCGAGGAGAUCAGCUCAAAGGGAAACAGUCCAUUGAGGAUUAUAUAGAAAAGGACUGUGAUGACUCCUUUAAGAAACUUAUUGAUGACUGCGGGGGAAGGUACCAUGUGCUUGACAACAGCGACACCCAAAACCGCGAACAAGUAACGGAGCUGAUCAGAAAGAUCGACACCAUGGUGGAUCAAAAUGGAGGCGGCUGCUUCACCAACGAGAUGCUGCAAGAGGCCGAAACAGCCAUACAGAAAGAAAUCCAGAGAAUCCUCAAGGAGAAAGAAGAAGAAAUGAAAAGAGAAAAGAAGGAACUAGAAGAAAGACACCUGAAAGAGAAGGAUGACAAACUGAGAGAAAAAUAUGAGGAGGAAGCCCGGCAGAAAGCUGAAGAGCUGAAUGACUUUAAAGAGAAAUAUUUUCAAGAAUUCGCAGCUCAGAAACAACAAUACGAAAAACAGCUCCAGGACAAAAAACAAAAGUAUAAUAUACUAAAGGCCCUAAAGGAUCUCAAUGAAAAGGAAAAUAGAACCAAACACAGAAAGGAAAUUAUUAAACUGGUGAACUGUGUGACAAGAAAGAAAGAGAAUAGGAGAAAAAUCAGAGACAUGCUGUCGAAACAAGACGACCGGAUGGAAAAGGCCGAAACUCGACAGGAAAUGCUAAAACUGGAGAAUGUUCACGACAAAGAGAUAAGUGAUCUGAUUCAGGAGCUUCUGGAAGAAAGUGAUGUAAAAACCGGCUGCUUCAUUUCAUGAGAUGCUGUGACAGAGGGGAGCCAACAUGGCCGACUGAACACAGUUGUAUAUAUGUUUAAAAAGAAAAUGGGUAAUGACGAUAAUUUCAAUUAUUUGGUGGAGAACUUUUGAACUUUUUCAGGUAUUAACUACAUUUGUAUCACAAUCAGUUGGACCAAUGAAUUUAUUAGAA